This is a messenger RNA of Episyrphus balteatus (marmalade hoverfly), 1947 nucleotides long. It is a transcript of the gene ash2, whose product is annotated as set1/Ash2 histone methyltransferase complex subunit ASH2. Gene Ontology annotation, cellular component: Set1C/COMPASS complex. The transcript has 8 exons. Lineage: Eukaryota; Metazoa; Arthropoda; Insecta; Diptera; Syrphidae. Bases 102 to 1739 code for a protein of 545 amino acids. The record is from RefSeq and is a predicted model, not a curated record. Gene Ontology annotation, molecular function: transcription cis-regulatory region binding; protein binding.
CUCCCGCCGCCGGUAUUUUUAGCUUUUUUUUUUACAUACUAAACUGUUUUUAAUUUUAACAAAAUUAAUAGAAAAAAUAAAAUUUAAAUAAUAUUUUUAAAAUGGAAGUUGUGCAUCCUGAAAAAAAGAUAAAAAUGGAUAUAGGAGAAGCCGAAAAACGAAAGGAAGAUACGCCCGGCAUUUGCUAUUGUGGAAAAGAUCGUAACUUAAAUAUAGUAGAAUUACUUUGUGCCAAUUGCAAUCGAUGGCAUCACGAAUCUUGCAUAAGCUAUCAACUCGGUAGACUAGUUCCAUUCAUAACAAAUUAUGUUUUCAUUUGUAAAAACUGUUCUCCCAGUGGUCUGGAAAGCUUUAGAAAAACUCAAGCUACUAUUCCACAAAUGUGCGUUACUGCCAUUGCAAAUAUGCAACAAAAUUCGGUCAAAGAAGGAAAGAAUCAAUUGCUCUUUAGCAAGGACAAAGAAAUUAUUCCCUUCAUUGACACUUAUUGGGAAGCAAUGACAACAAUGCCUCGACGUCUUACAAUCUCCUGGCACUCGACAGUUCAACGCGCACUUCUCAAAGACAUUCAAAUUGCUUUUACAUACGAAGAAUCAGUAGAAAAUGGAGCAAUGUUUGGAUUGUUUAAUGGGGAUUUGACAAAAAUAAAGCCCAAUUACGAUGCAAUGGUAAAGUUGGGAGCACUUCGUUUGACCGAGGACGGUUAUGCACAAGCUUCACUUGCCAAAAACAACAGGCAACGACGAAAACUUCCGGCAAAUGAUUCAGGCACAACAACUAAAAAAGGCAGACCCAGUGCCGAUAUUGCAGCUAAUUUAAAACUACCAGCUCACGGUUACCCUCUUGAGCAUCCAUUUAAUAAAGAUGGCUACAGAUAUAUUUUGGCCGAGCCCGAUCCACAUGCUCCAUUUAGGCAAGAAUUUGAUGAAAGUUCCGAUUGGGCUGGAAAACCGAUUCCGGGUUGGCUCUACAGAACUCUUGUACCGAAUUCUGUACUUUUAGCAUUACAUGACAGAGCACCACAGUUGAAAAUAGCAGAAGAUCGAUUAGCUGUAACAGGAGAAAAAGGUUAUUCUAUGGUUAGAGCAACUCAUUCUGUGAAUCGAGGAAGAUGGUAUUUCGAAAUAACUAUUGAAGAAAUGCCCGAGGGAUCAGCAACACGUUUAGGUUGGGGUCAAGAAUAUGGCAAUCUACAAGCUCCAUUAGGUUAUGACAAAUUUGGUUAUUCAUGGAGGUCCCGGAAAGGUACAAGAUUUCAUGAAAGUCAUGGAAAACAUUACAGCGAAGCGUAUAUAGAAGGAGAUACAUUGGGAUUUCUUAUUGACUUGCCCGAAGUUGAAUUAACCGAAUACUUACCAAGCACCUUCAAAGAUAGACCUCUUGUAAAAUUCAAAAGUCAUCUCUACUACGAGGACAAGGAUAGAGUGCAGGAAACUCUCAAAAAUUUCAAAACUUUACCUCAAAGUAAAAUUGAAUUUUUCAAAAAUGGAAAAUCACAAGGAGUUGCAUUUACCGACAUUUAUGGUGGAUCUUAUUAUCCAACUAUUUCAAUUUAUAAAAGUGCUACUGUGAGUGUUAAUUUUGGACCGAAUUUCAAAAGCCCAGAAAUUUUGACUGAGUAUGAUGCAAAAGGGAUGUUUGACAGAGUUGAAGAACUAAUAAGCGAACAAUCUUUAUCUGAUUUGUUGUUCCUAACGGAAAAUCGUGGAAGGCUGAGACUGGACAAUUACCAUUUGUGAAUGAAUUAGUUUAAGAGUUUGGAAUAAACAAACAAUUAGGUGGUAUGUGUUUAAAACGACGCAAGCAAAUUAUAUUUUAAAAAUCAAACAAGUUGGUAUACAAAAUUAUACAGAAAAAGUUUGUAUUGAAUCAUCAAAUAUAGUAAUAAAUCAUAAGAAAUUUAAAAUCGCAGAAAAUAUCGAGGAAAGAAUAAAGAAAAUUAAAUAU